GUCUACCUUCAUUUUUGAUCGCAGCACACUGAGACAACAGUGAUGGCAAGCACAACUGCUUUGCCACUUCAGCAAUUAAUUGCAUCAUUGGAUGAUACUUCUUUGCCAAAAAUACUACAGGUUUGCUCUGGAGUCUAUUUCCAAGGGUCUAUUUAUGAAAUUUCUGGGAGUGAAGUGUGCUUUUCUACCGGGGAUCUAAUAAAGGUCACUGGCAUUGAGCUCCUAUCAGUUUGUUGUGAAGACAUUUGCAACAAUGAGAAGUUUGAGCUUCCUAUUAACCACAAAGGCUUAUUCAAGGUUGUUCCAGAGGAGAUGCCGUACAGUACAAUAGAAGAGAUGGUGAGUCUGAGGCCCGUGGGCCUGGAAUCCUGCCUUCCCUUCACCUUCACCAGCCGCUCCAAGAUGACCUUUGGCAAUUUCACACUGGGGGCCGGGAGAGCUUUCACCAUGAUCUCCGUUGAGCGGUGCGAGGGUCAAGAGGCUCAGGUUCGCUGCCACGUUAGAGGACAACAAGAAGUCUCAGCCGAAGUGUGUAUCCCUCUGUCUUCCCGAGGGGAAUUCUACGAGUGUGAGAGCGAAGAGUGUUUCACCCUGCAGGAGAUCAUGUCCUCCACCUGCCUGCGUAGUCGAAGAUUUCGCUUUGUCAACACCACCAAGUGUGAGCGGUCGUUGGUCCUCAGUCCAAUAUAUCAGGUCCACGCCGUCAUGAACUUAAGGAAGAAUGUGUUGAAGUUCCCGUCCAGCUUAGAGGUCGAUGUGGUCGAUGUCACCGAGGUGUGUAAAGAUGUAAAUUUUGUGACGCCGCUCACUCUGACUGAGGUCCUAUCCCAGCCAGAUGAAUCCUUCCCUGCAGUGGUGGAGAUACUGGAAGCCCCAGAGACCCGCUCUCUGUUCAAGUGCAGCUGGCUACCAGAACUUAACAAGAGCGAGCACCUGGUUUUCCACAAGAAAGGAACCUCGGCCAUGAUUUUGCUAUCGACCUUGAAGAGCCGGAGGGCACAGCAGUACUUCCUGGUGUCUCAGCAGUAUGGUGGACGAUUUCGGAGACGGCCAAGAGAGUUUAAUUCGGUAUACGAGGUGUAUGUUGCUUCGAUCCAGGCGCCAGGUCUGAAGGUCAGUGUGACAAGGAACUGUGAGGAGGUUGAGGAGGAGGGCCUGCCUGCUCUCAGCGUGGGGGACCAGCUAGAAGUUGUCCGGUGCGAAAUAAUGGAGUUGCCUUGUGGAAGCGGUGAAGGACAGAGGCAGUCCGUGGAAGCUCUUUUGUGUCAGCGUCUCCAAGAGCCGGACGAUGGAGAUGAUGAUGAUGAUGAUGAUGACGAGGUGGUCAAGCAGGAGGAUAAAAGAGAGGAGAUUGUCCUGCCUCUAUAUAUGCAGGGUCAUUUUGUGGAGAUACUUUCUGAUAACAAGAAGUACAAACUCAGGGACUUGGGUAAGGAGUUUAGUUUGCCGCUGGAUGUUAAAGUGGUGAGUCGUGAUACUGAACUGGAGUCCGACCCACUAGUUGGGUUGGCAUGUGUCAGAAUAGAAGGGGCCAUGUUAGAGCCCACCAUCCAGGCGAGCUUUCCCCACAAGCCAGACCACUGUUUUGAGAUCCCAACCCAGUGGCUCUCCAUGUCUAUCUCUUUCACCAAGGACCCCCUCCCAUGGCCCAGCGAUAAACCCCCUAAGUGCCAUGUGGAUAGGGUUACUGAGGUGACAGACACAUUCUUUUAUGAAUUUCGCAAACAGGGGAACUCAGAUGAGCCUCCUCCUCCUCGACCACCUAAGCGAAAUCUGUCAUCUUCUGACCCUCCAAAGAAAUCAUCAAAAUCCUCAAAGAAAUCAUCCAAGGCAGACAAAUCCAAACAACAACCAGAUAAAAGUGCCCCUACCAAAGAGAUGGCCAGUUUGACAUUAAACAGCAAAAGAAGGCCCCCGGCUCCCCCACCCCCAGUUAUUCUGGAUGAUCAGCCUCCACCAAUUGUACCACGAAAACACUCAGCAGCCGAAAAGUCGAUGGCCAAGGCCCUGCCAAACACUUAUGUGAAAAUGGAGGAUUCUAUGAAAAAAGUUCAACCAAGCGGUGUUGCGGCAGAUGUGGACAGUGACCAUGAUUAUGAACUUGUGGACGACACUUUGGCAGCAAUGAUGAAGACAGCACAAGAGAGUGUCAUGUACUACUAAAAAUUGCAUUCUUCCGCAACAUAUCAAAUUUGGGAAGUAAGAACUGAAUGUAAGAACGGCUAAAGGAAAGCGUUAUUCUGCUGUUUUUAAACUCCAAUCUUGAACAACUUAAUGCCAAUUUACUUUUAGGCUUUAUAGUCUAACCAGCAACCUGUCCAAGAAAUUCUAAAUAUUGCAUUGAAACUCACUAUAUUACUUAAUUUUAUGUUGAAAGUAAUUGGUUUCACAUCUUUAAGGUUGGGUAUUUCAGUUUGACUAUAAAUUCCUGACAGUAUACUACAUCUGUGAGGACCUGUGAGAUUGUUAAAGCACCCCAUGGAGCUUUUGGUGACUUUGCGGUACAGUAGAGAAAAACGGAGUGGGUUGCCCUCUUGUUCUUAGCAGCGGUUUUAACUAGCACAUGUAUAGCACACAUCAAAUAUUUGAUGUUGAGGCAUCAUCCUUAGGUGUAACACAAAAUACAAUACCCAUGCUUCUCAUGUGGUCAACGAAACUCUUUAUUCAGUCCUCGGCUAAACCCACUCUGUCCCCUUCAAGGUCGUCAAUGGCUAGAGCUUUGCCAGGUAGAGUAUACACAAACUUUGACUGAACAGAUGCUAACUUUGUUGUAGUUUUUGUUGAUAUAUGAUUCAGUACUUUUGUUCAUUUUGUUCAAACUUGUCAGAAGAGUGUUGACUUAACCAUGUGGUAAUUUUUAAUGGCUGUGACUUGUAGUUUUGUAUAUAAGAGCAUUAUAUUGUGCAAUACUAAGUAGAUGUAUAUUUAAUUUUGCUGCAAAACCUUACAGUAUAAUACAGCUGAAUACAAGAAUACAUUGGACAGCCUAAAAUUGCUAAUGUUGAAUCAACACAUCUUUGUCUGAAAAACUAAACUGCAUAUUUACAGCCUGCACAUAUGUAGUAAUAAGUUACAUUUCAUUGUGUAAGCACUUAAUGUAUAUGUCAAACUCCCUUUGUAUGUAUAUGCAAACUAUAUCAGUCCAUGCUGUGAGGUGAGAGUUAACCACAUUUGCAACAAAAUGGAAACUGUGCGACUUCUUGGUCAUGGAUUCUAUUGCUAGCAGUAACAGUAGCUCUCCCUCCCACCACAUCAAACUAAUGAUCUGAGAGUACAAAAAGGUGCUACCCAGUAUAUCAAACUUUUUAUUUUUUCUAAUUUAUGACAUUGAAAUGAAUCCACAGUGGAAGUGUUACUUUUCAGUUACAUGCUGUGGACUGAGAACAUGUUCUCAAACAACUGAAUGUAGGUUUUCAAACUUUGUUGAUUAAUGGGCCUUCCAGUGUGGAAACACUCACAGCAAUAGCAAAGAUAGCGAAGAGAUAGCAACAUAAUAUAUAUAAUUUUGUGUACUAUCAUACAAGCAAACUAGCUUAACUUGUCUGGUGGAUUUUGUACUAAAAAUAUCAGUUAUAUAAAAAGUGGCUUCAGAAUGUAUUCAGGUUUUUAACAAAAUUUGAAUAAACCAUAUAAAGGUUUGUUUAUGUCAA
Molecule: messenger RNA, 3650 nt
Organism: Lates calcarifer (barramundi perch)
Lineage: Eukaryota; Metazoa; Chordata; Actinopteri; Centropomidae
Gene: themis2
Product: thymocyte selection associated family member 2
Exons: 6
Coding region: 43-2163 (706 amino acids)
Biological process (GO): T cell receptor signaling pathway
Source: RefSeq, a predicted model, not a curated record